GAGAAACUUAGAGCCCGAUGCGUGUGCUGACAGUCCGUCGCUAGCAAUGCAUUACCUGGCCCGGAACUUAACUCUUAGCGCGCGCAACAGGUUUGCUGAAGCAGUUUUUAGCGUACCCUGCCACUCUCGAGCGCUUCCGUUACUCACGCUGCCAUAAACUAGCUUAACAAAUGGCCGCACCCUAUGCGGACCUUGAAAGUGGCCACUCGUUCCUGCCGUUAGCGGUUCGCUGCCGAGGCAGCACAGGUACCAUCGACAUCACACCGCAAGGAGACUUUGUCUUCAAACCUCAUCCGCGGCCUCGUGGCGUCCUUCCAUGGCUAUCUGGGCUUCUCCAUCCCCAUACGGCGCAGCACAUCCCGGCUGCCCAGCUGCUGGGCGCCCGGCGGGAGGGGCCCGGCGCCUUCACCGUGUGGUACGCGCAGGAGGCCUGCAGCCGCAGCGGCUGCGUGGAGAAGAAGCGCUACCGGGCGUGCAGCACGCCAUGCUUCGAAACCAAGGAGCCCUCAGCCGUCACCGCCCUCAUCGACCUCGUCCGCAGCAUCACCCCCACCUUCACCUCCUCCUCCACCUCCUCCUCUGCACCCACCACCACCACCAUCACCGCCAGCAGCCCUCCCUGGAGCCCCCGCCGCCGCCCCCACAUCGCCGCCAUCGUCAAC
Messenger RNA from Astrephomene gubernaculifera, 662 nucleotides. The record is from the annotation of a GenBank genome assembly. NCBI's taxonomy places the organism in Eukaryota, Viridiplantae, Chlorophyta, Chlorophyceae, Chlamydomonadales, Astrephomenaceae.